GAGACUGUGUAUCACAAGGAGACGGUUAACAUGUUCGGGGCACCACGAAAAACAGGAUGUCCUCUAUAGUUUACAGUCAGGAACAGGUGGUUUCAACGUGACACUGACUCACUCACUGUGGUUCAAAUGAUAUUUAUGGUUUCCCGCCCAGUGACUUCACCGCAUCUAACUUAAGCGCGAAAAAACUUCCCCCUGUAGCCUUUACACGUUUUGUUGUCACAUGCAUUUUCACUUUGGUCCGUGAGCCAGUGGCCGAGCUCAACUGUUGCGUGAAGCUCGUGGCGUUAAUAUUCAGGAUCAGCGCCCUCGCGGAAACAUGACACGCAAGAUCAGCACGGAGCUGUCCACGCGGCAGAGGCAAUGUGGACACAUCGCUCCCUUGGACGCUUGGAUGUUGUCAUUGAGCUGUCGGAGCGUGGUGGCAUGCGAUCCCCCUGAGUGAGACACCACCCUCCAGAGGUGACAGCAGGCAGGACAGGCAGCAGGAUGCCAGUGCAGGCAGCCCAAUGGACAGAGUUCCUCUCCUGCCCCAUCUGCUACAAUGAGUUUGACAGCAAUGGCCACAAGCCCAUCAGUCUGGGCUGCUCGCACACCGUGUGUAAGACCUGUCUGCACAAGCUGCACCGCAAGGCCUGCCCCUUCGACCAGACAGCCAUCAGCACUGACAUCGACCUCCUGCCUGUCAACUGUGCCCUGCUACAGCUGGUGGGAGCUCAGGUCCUGGAGUCCCAGCCUGUGACUCUGAGCAGUGCUGUGGAGUUAGAGCACUAUGAGGUGUGCCGGGUGUGUGUGGAGGAGCUGGCUCUCUAUCUCAAACCCAUCAGUGGAGGAAAAGGUGUGGUGACACUCAGUCCGAGCGCGCUCAGUCGACCCAUGCAGAGGAAGCUGGUGACACUGGUCAACUGCCAGCUGGUGGAAGAGGAGGGGCGGGUACGUGCGGUGCGGGCGGGCCGGUCGCUAGGGGAACGUACCGUCACAGAGCUCAUCCUGCAGCACCAGAACCCACAGCAGCUCUCUGCCAAUCUGUGGGCCGCCGUCAGGGCACGGGGAUGCCAGUUCCUGGGGCCUGCGAUGCAGGAGGACGCUCUAAAGCUGGUGUUGCUGGCCCUAGAGGACGGCUCAGCUUUGUCCAGGAAGGUACUGGUGCUGUUUGUGGUCCAGAAACUGGAGGCUAGGUUCCCUCAGGCCUCCAAGACCUCCGUCGGACAUGUGGUCCAGCUGCUCUACAGAGCCUCCUGCUUUAAGGUGACCAAGCGUGACGAGGACUCGUCGCUGAUGCAGCUAAAGGAGGAGUUCCGUACCUACGAGGCCCUGCGCCGCGAGCACGACGCCCAGAUCGUCCACAUCGCCAUGGAGGCGGGGCUCCGUAUCUCACCUGAGCAGUGGUCUUCCCUGCUCUACGGAGACCUCAUCCACAAGUCACACAUGCAGUCUAUCAUUGACAAGCUCCAGUCCCCAGAGUCCUUUGCAAAGAGUGUCCAGGAGCUGACGAUAGUUCUACAGAGAACAGGAGACCCUGCCAACCUGAACAGCCUCAGACCACACCUGGAACUACUGGCCAACAUCGACCACAACCCAGACGCGGCGUCUCCGUCGUGGGACGAGCUGGAGGGCGUGGUGCUGGCGGUGAAGGUGAUGGUCGACGGCCUGGUGGAGUUCACACAGAACUUCAGUAAGAAGAGCCACGAGACACCACAGCCGCAGCCCAACAGCAAGUACAAGACCAGUAUGUGUCGAGACCUCCGGCAGCAGGGUGGCUGUCCCCGAGGAUCCAACUGCACCUUCGCACACACACAGGACGAGCUAGAGAAAUACAGAAUGAGAAACAAGAAGAUCAGUGGCGUGGGCCGGCCCUUCCCCCUAGCCCAGGGGAGUAUGGGUAGUGAGGGGGGCGACUCAGGAGAGGAGGCCUGCGCUGGGGGACUGAAGGGCUCAGACAAGGUGGGAUCGGGGUCCUUAAUAGAGGGGUCCACACACCCCCAUCUCAUCCCCAGGGGAGGCAACAUGAUGGAGGAGAUGAAGAGGGAGAGGUCUGUUGUUAACGGAUCCAACGGACUCACAGGCUCCAGCCGCUCCUCAUCUGGCUCCUUGGAACAAAAGACUGUUUCUCCUCCAAAGACGCCUGUCAACCACUCCUCAGCUCCUUCUCCCCAUGGUCCGGGGUCUAGGGUAGAGUGUGGCUCUGGUCAUCCCAAACAAGGGCACUUCCUAAUGAGAGGACCCCCUCACCAGCCUCCUCCCCACCAGCCUCAGUCCUCUGAACUGUACUACCAGGACCCCCGACCUCCCUACGACACACAACCCUACCAGCCAGCCAGUAACUACUACACCUCUACAAUGCACCACCACAAACCCUGCAUGGCCCGCUUCCUGCGUUCCAGCCACGUCCUCGAGUCCUCUCUGCCGCCUUCCAUGGCCCCUCCGUACUCCGAGCAGCACCCCUCCUUUCCCCCACCACGGGAGCGCGCGGGUCCUUCUCCCUACGGCCCCCCGCCGGCCCCCCAGUACGGGCCCCUGGCCCCGGCCCAUGGUGGCUACGCUCCCCUGUAUGACAGUCGGCGUAUGUGGAGACCCCAGCUGUACCACCGCGAGGACGCCAGGAGUAACUCCCUGCCUCCAGAGGUGCUGCACUCCUCUGUGUACCAGCCCCCCCUCCGAGAGAGAUACGCCUCCCUGGACAGUCCCUACUGCUCGGCGGGGGAGCACAGAGCAGCGCUGCACAGGGACUCUUAUGGGCAUGUUCCUCUUGGAUACGAGGAUCUGUUCAAGCGGAAACAGGAGCAAUGGACACACCAUCACCACGGCAACAUGAACAGGCCCUCCCCGUCCUCCCCCGUCUUCACCGUAGACUUUGGUGCAGAGCAUGACAGUGGAGGUGAUCAGUGUAUGAACUGUAAGUACCGUGGUGAGGAGCGUCUGGCCCACUACUCUCCCUGGUCCUGUGGAACCAUCAGUACCUGCAUCAGCCCCUUUGAACCAGAGCAUCACAACGCCUCAGCUCACUCCUGCUCCGAACACUCAGAAGUAGAGAAUGGUGAAAGGAAACGGUGGCUCCACACAUUUGAGCCGUACCGUCGUCUGAAAGACGAGGAUCCCAUCAUCCCAUUUGGAGAGGGACCCAUCAUCUCGAAAUGGGGGGCUAUCUCCCGCGCCUCCCGUACAGGGUACCACACCACUGACCCCGUCCAGGCCACAGCCUGCCAGGGAAGCAACAGCACCACCCCCGUCAACUUCAGAGAUUAUGGCCCACACAUCGGUCACGGGGACUACAGGUGGAGCUCCUGUGGGUCUGACUCGUCCAGCCACUCGAGUUUCCUAGAGAGUGACCAGCUGGGAGUGUGUGAGCUUUCUGCCCGUGACCGGUCCUUCGGCAGUGGAGAGAAGGCUGGUGCAGGAGGCCUGCUGCAGACUGACUACUGUAAGGACAUGACAGAGAGCGAACCGGACAGAGACAUUGAGCUGGAGCUGUCUGUACUAGACAUGGAGGACAUUGACCUGCAGGACAACAGUCAACAAUCGGAGGAGUCCCUUGAGCUAAGGGACCCCCACCUCCUCACCCCUCCCAGCAGUGAACCCCAGAGGAGCCAGACAGACAAGCUGUCCGCUGACAAGAUGGAGGCUCACCUGAUGAAGAAGAUGGCCUUCAGGAAGUCUCUCUCCCCUGGAGGACUGGGCUCGGGAGGCCUCAGUGUGGGGAAGCUGAUGAUGAGAACCGGCCCUCCAAGGCUUGGGGACAUGGGCCCUCGCCCCAACACAGGCCCCGAGAUGCUGCUCAACGGCAGUUGAGAGGGCAGAGACACCCCACCGCUACAAAGCUCCUAGAGCUGCUGUCACAGUAACAUCUUAGGGUCGUAUAGGCCUGUAUCACCAGACACUGAUCAGGUCUCC
This is a messenger RNA of Oncorhynchus keta (chum salmon), 3888 nucleotides long. It is a transcript of the gene rc3h2, whose product is annotated as ring finger and CCCH-type domains 2. The transcript is spliced from 19 exons. Bases 487 to 3786 code for a protein of 1099 amino acids. Gene Ontology annotation, molecular function: metal ion binding. The record is from RefSeq and is a predicted model, not a curated record. Lineage: Eukaryota; Metazoa; Chordata; Actinopteri; Salmoniformes; Salmonidae.